Messenger RNA from Parnassius apollo (apollo), 1074 nucleotides. NCBI's taxonomy places the organism in Eukaryota, Metazoa, Arthropoda, Insecta, Lepidoptera, Papilionidae. The record is from the annotation of a GenBank genome assembly.
AUGAACGAAGACGGUAUAGAAAGUAGACCAAUAAGAAAGAAAGUAGCGGCACAGAGAAGUAGAGGCACUUUCAAAACAUCAGGAAAUAAUAUUUUCAAAGCUAAGGGCAUUGUAGAUGAUAUGCAAGGUUUCCAGAAAGAUCUGAUGUUGAAUUUGUUAGCAAACCGCAGAGCAAGGAACAGGGAUUUGGCCUCUGGGAGUUCUAGUUCCAGUCUGGAGAUGCAACAUUGGAAGGACGAGUGGAGAAAUAUUUGGAUACAGAAGAAACUAGAAGCGGUCAACGCGUCUCCACCCGCAGGCGAUACGGUCAACAUGGUCGCAGCUCGACCAUGGGGCGUACCCUGCGGUGAUCCAAACCAACACGAUAUGCCAUGGGGAACUUGCAUGUUACCGAUGGAAUGCGAAGGAGAGUUUCGUAUAUACAGAGGAGAUUACUUCUGCGGUCGGACGAAAUUCGUUUGCUGCGGUCUACAGUUAACAAGUUAUGACAUGUAUCAGGCCUUCGAUAACUCUUUUGAUGAAUCUAGUUUCGGAACAGAUUCAGAAGAAAAGAAACAACGACAAGAGGACUCUAAAGAAAGAAAACGCAAGAAAAGAAAGCAAGAUAAAAAAAAACGUAAAAAUGACCGACUCAAAAGAAAACGUAGAAUCAAAAAGAGUAUAGAGAAAAUAGUAAGAGAGAUAAGAAAAAUAUUGAACAGAAUGUACAAGAACGGGACAUUGAUUAGAAAGAAGCAGACAAAGAAUCUGAAGAAUUAUAUCAAGGAGUUGAAGAAGAAGUACAGAGAAGACCGACAGUCUGUGAAGGAACUUCACGAGAUGGACAUGAUAAAAAUUGAUGCAGCGCUUAUGAAGAAAUUGAAUGAAAUACGCCUAAUGAACAGGAACUUUAUAAACAAUAGUACGUUCAGAGAAAUAGUUGUAAAUGGCACAAUGAAUAAGAAACAGGCCAGAAUGUUGAUGGAGGCGUACCCUGAGUUAGAAAAUUGGUUUGGAACUCGGCGCUCUGGGGACUUGGAUCCGUCUAGGGACUAUUUAGAUUAUGAUAUUGAGUAUGGAUAUUUAUACUAUUGA